AUGACCUCCAUCGCAACCAGUAUCAACACGAACGCCUCUCAUUUGGUGGGGUGGCACGGCGUGGCUCUUUUCGGAAAGAAGAAUCCCAAAUGGUACCCUUGCGUGGUGAAGAAGGACAACCAAGACGGAACCGUCAAGGUCCAAUGGGACGAUGGUGGCAAGUUUACCAAGCAGCUUCCAGUAGAGAAGUUCCGUCCAGAUAUCCAAGAAGUUGACGAACCCACCGAUGUGGCGUUUGACGUCUUGUUCAAGAAGGAAGAAGAUGGAGAUUAUUGA
Molecule: messenger RNA, 276 nt
Organism: Seminavis robusta
Lineage: Eukaryota; Bacillariophyta; Bacillariophyceae; Naviculales; Naviculaceae
Source: the annotation of a GenBank genome assembly